AUGGGUCGGGACACUAUUCCAGAUGAUCUCCGCAACCACUCCGCCAGCUCUCUUGAGUGGGAUGCCUCUUUGGAAGCUAGCGCCCAGACCCUCGCCGCCAGAUGCGUCUACCAGCAUGACACCACCAUUAAUGGCGGUGGGUAUGGCCAGAACAUUGGAUAUGGUGUCUCCUCGGAAAAGAUUGGAGAGAUGAUCACCAACCUGAUGUACAACAACGAGAUGGGCUACUUCGAGGCCCUGUAUGGCGAGGCUAACCCCAGCAUGGACAACUUCGAUGCUUGGGGCCACUUCUCCCAGAUUGUGUGGAAGGGUACCACCCACGUUGGUUGCGCUACCGUGACCUGCAACAGUCUUGGUAACGUUGACUCGUCCGUCGCAGUCCCCUUCACUGUUUGCAACUACAGCCCGGCCGGAAACUAUGCCGGCGAGUAUGCCGACAAUGUCCUUCGUCCCCUUGGACAGGCCAUGUAUGUCGUUUCUUAA
This is a messenger RNA of Aspergillus oryzae RIB40, 483 nucleotides long. RefSeq names its product CAP domain-containing protein. The coding region runs from base 1 to 483 and encodes 160 amino acids. Gene Ontology annotation, cellular component: extracellular region. Lineage: Eukaryota; Fungi; Ascomycota; Eurotiomycetes; Eurotiales; Aspergillaceae. The record is from RefSeq and is a predicted model, not a curated record. The transcript has 4 exons.